Molecule: messenger RNA, 402 nt
Organism: Nematocida parisii ERTm1
Lineage: Eukaryota; Fungi; Microsporidia
Exons: 1
Coding region: 1-402 (133 amino acids)
Source: RefSeq, a predicted model, not a curated record
AUGGACAUUCUGUGUAUUACAGCAGGAGAAAUAAUAACAAUUCUGUUUAAAUACUUGUUAAAGCAUACGCAAAAUUUUCAGUGCAUGGGACUAACCAGGAAGAAAGACAGAACAAAAGCAAAAUUAUGCAAAGAAAAAGUAACUUCAUUAGUAUUUGUAGAAGCAGAGAGAGAAGCAUAUCUUAAAGCACAGAAAAAAAGGAAAAUAACUGCCAAAAAGCAGAAGUACAUAAUGAUGGAAGAGCAGAAGAGAGAAGCCAAAAAGGAAAAGAGAAAGGAGUAUAGAAGAAGAGCAACAGAAAGAGCAGAAAUAGCGCAGAGGGUGCUUGAUGCUUCAAUGCAAAAAGAGGAGGAAGUCAAAACAAAAAUAGGAAAUUCUUUGGUUACUAUAAGAGAAUUAUAA